Dichomitus squalens LYAD-421 SS1 is the source of this 2492-nucleotide messenger RNA. RefSeq lists its product as uncharacterized. The transcript is spliced from 9 exons. NCBI's taxonomy places the organism in Eukaryota, Fungi, Basidiomycota, Agaricomycetes, Polyporales, Polyporaceae. The record is from RefSeq and is a predicted model, not a curated record. Gene Ontology annotation, cellular component: nucleus. The coding region runs from base 1 to 2181 and encodes 726 amino acids. Gene Ontology annotation, molecular function: transcription coregulator activity; RNA polymerase binding.
AUGGCUGCUCUACCCCCUGUGGGCUUUGUGCCACCGCCUCUGCCACCAGGAUGGACAGAACACAUCGGUCCAAAUGGCCAGCCAUAUUACUACAACGCGCAGACGCAAGAGUCAACGUACGUUCGACCCUUGCCCGCGUUCCCCAUCAUUCCUCAGGCUGCCGUGCCUCCAGUAUUUGCGGCGGCGGCGGCGGCGGCGGCGGCGAAUAAGCCUAAGAAGGAGAAGCCGCUCGUGAAGACCCCCAUCCCGGGGACACCGUGGCUACGCGUAAUUACUACCGAAGGGAACAAGUUCUACACGCACACGGCCGAGAAGCGGAGUGUUUGGACUGUUCCAGAUGAGAUUAAGGAGGCCGUGGAGCAACUGGAGCGGGAGGAGGUUUUGAAGAAAGCGAAGCGGGCAAGGGAGGUGGAGAGGAUACAAAGCGAGGUCAGCGACAUGGUAGGGAAGAGGAAGGCGGAGGAAGUUGUGCCUGUGGACGAGGUUGUGGUGACGAAGAAGGCGAAGGUGGAUGAGGACGACGAGGACGAAGAGGAAGAAGAUGACGACGAGGAGAGUGAUGAAGAAGAAUGGCAGAGGGAGGCGGCCGCUCAGCUCGCAGCGGAAGCUCUGGAGGAGGAACGGAGGAAGGAAGAGGAGAAGAAACGACAGGAGGAGGAGGCUCGCAAGCUGAAGGAGGCGGAAAAGCAGAAGGGCGCUCCGCAAUUGAACAUGCCCGAACGCGUUGAGCUGUCACUCGACGAAGCGAAGGCGUUGUUCAAGACUCUUCUCAGGGAGAAGGACAUCAACCCUCUGCACCCCUGGGACACCUCACUACCACUGUUCGUUUCGGAUCCCCGAUAUGUCCUCCUUCCUUCGGUCUCUGCCAGACGCGAGGCAUUCGACGAUUACUGUCGUGACCGAGCACGCGAACUGAGACAGUCUAAAGUGAAAGUGGAGAAGGAAAUGCUUGAUCCACGGCAAGAGUUCGAUCGUCUGCUAAAGGAGGAGGUGAAGAGCACACGAACGAGCUGGACCGAAUGGCGGAGGCAGUGGAAGAAGGAUCGCCGCUUCUACGGGUGGGGCAGAGACGAUAGGGAACGCGAGAAGCGUUUCAGGGAUUAUUUGAAGGAGCUCGGUGAACAAAAACGAGCCGCAGCACAGAAGGCGGAAGCUGACUUUUUUGCACUGCUCAGAGAAAGCGGACUGGCGAAGCCAGGUGCUGCGUGGAAGGAAAUCAAGAAGAGUCUCACUUCCGAUCCGCGCUACGACGCAGUGGGGUCAUCGUCGCUACGUGAAGAGCUGUUUAACACAUACAUCAAGGCGGGCGCAUCAGAGGCAUCCGCGAAGGCCCAGUCACCAGAGUCGACAGAACAGGGUCACUCCCGUCCGACAGUGCAAGAAGACGAAGAGGAACGAGAACGGUGGCGUAAGGAACGCAAAGAACGCGCUGUAAAGGAGCGUGAAGAGAAGGUCAAGGCGGAGCGCAGCAAGCUCGAGGCGGAGAUCGACCGAUCCAAGCUUGGUCUGUCCAAGGAGGAGGGUGAACUAGAGUUCAGGACGAUGCUCAUCGAUGCUAUCCGGGACCCACAGGUCUCUUGGGAUGCUGUCCAACCGCAGUUACUGAAGGACCCGCGAUUCGUCAACUCGCCACUGCCUCCCAACCAACAAUUGCAUUUGUUUCAUGCUCACGUCAACGCUCUUAGAGAGAAGUAUUUGACAAACCUUCAUGCGUCGUUCGCGUCGCACGCACAGGGACUGAAUACGCCGUUCACGACCCUGCCUGUCACAUCGCUUUUGUCAUCGCUUCCGGUAACGAAGCUCGGUUUCGAUGUCAAUCAGCUAGAGCACGAAUACGAGAAGUGGCAGAGGGAACGGACUCACGAAGCGCGCUUCGCGUUCGAUCAGAUGUUGAGCGAGAACUCCUUCGUCGAGUUCUGGGGACGUCUCGGGAAGAUUGGUGGGAAGGGGGUUGACGCAAAUAUCAAAUAUGACGAUAUAGGAGAAGACACGGAGGAGGACCAGGUCGAUAUGAAGGCGCUUGCUAAGAGUGUGGACCUGAAUGAGAUCAUCAAGGUUCUGAAGAAUGACAAGCGUUACCUUGUAUUCGAUCACGUCCCCGAACAACGAGAGAGGUGGUUGAGGGACUACCUAUCACAAUUACAGGCACCAACGCUCUCUGUCCAUGUUCCAGAAAAGUGACCAUCCCAGACAAAAGGGAUCCUGUCCAUCGUAGCAUGUACAUGGCAUCUCCAUUAUUCACGGUCCUUUGUGGCGCAGACAUUCGAGGGUAUCGCAUGACGAGAGUGACGAGUAUGGCGGUGUCUGCUGCGCCUGAGAAGGUGCCGCAUGCCUCCAUUUGUGGAUACGUGCGAAGGUGCCUCAGCUCAUACUAGCGCCGGAGGAGAAGCUCUUGAUGUCACACGUGUGCUUGGUGCCCUUGGACAUUUCGCCCCGCAGUAUGGCAGUGAUGCCUAUAAGACCCCUUGUGCUACGACUUGUUUCCCCAACCG